AGCCUGAUGCCUCAUCUCCGCCACGCUUGCUCAUGAAUCAAGGACUCUAGAUUUGUGUGUGCACACACACCCAAACACACGCACACACACACGCGCACGCGCUUUUUUUCAUUCCCCUCCUUCGCUCUCUGAAGCCCAGGGAGAAUCAGUGACAGAGGUGUUUCAUUGUUGAGUGGGUUUUGCCUUUUUGCUUUUUAAAAAAAAAAAAAAAAAAAAAAAUUCAAAAGCAAUUAAUGAUCAGAUCUAGGGGAGAAACAAAACAAAACAAAACAAAAAAAACAAACAACCCUGAAUAGAAACAAAACUUUUGAAUGCUGGAUUCCAAAAAAAAAAAAAAAGUUAUGUGGACAGCUUCUUUGAGACUAUUUAAAAACUGGCCCAACAGGUCUCUACAACGUCAAGAUCUAACUAAGCUUUAAAAGGUCAAGAAGUUUUAUGGCUGACAAAGGAUUUGCUCCUGCGCAGAGGACCUUUCCCACCUAAGCUUCUGGGAUUUGGGAAUUUCGCCCCCAUUCUCUUCCGUCUGUUGCAUCUCUCUGCAAGCAAGGGCUGAAAUCGUUUUCUUUUGUUGUUUUGAGGGAACCAGGAGGGUGGGGGGUGGCCUGAGCUGGCCGCAGGCAACUGUUAUAUAGGCUUGUCUUACUGGGCCCUGCCAAGUGGUUAUUUUCGCCUCCUGUGGGUUUGGCUUUUGUUGGUUUCUGUUUGGGUUUGGAGUGAGACUCUGGCUAGUGGCAUAAGGAGAACUUACUUUAACAAAUUUAUUUUUCAGCAACAGAGAGGUAGAUGUGACUGGCAACAACUUUCUACCCCUUCUCUUUUUUGUUCUACUCAGAACCAGAAAGCAUCCCUCCCACCAGCAAACCCUGGUAAUAAUGACUCCGACCUGGCUGGUUUGCAGACAUUGGUUUUGCUUUUUAAAAAUCGGCCCCUAGUUGCAUUUGUCCGGACCGUCACCAAGAUCUGCACUCUUGAUGCUGUCCUCAAGUUCGUGGCCUCAGGGCCCUCCUUUUGCUGAAACUGCCUUUUUAGCUCCUUGGUCUCUGAGCCCCUUGAAGGCGGUUUGAACGGAGCCCAGUUUAUGUCAAGUUCUGCCCAGCACUGUUAUUGCUUCACUGUGGGAUAGCUGGGAGUAUGGCCACCCUGCUCCACGAUGCGGUAAUGAAUCCAGCAGAAGUUGUGAAGCAGCGCUUGCAGAUGUACGACUCGCCGCACCGGUCGGCCCUCAGCUGCAUCCGGACCGUGUGGGGGACGGAGGGCUUGGGGGCCUUCUACCGGAGUUACACCACGCAGCUGACCAUGAACGUUCCAUUCCAGUCUAUCCACUUCAUCACCUACGAGCUCCUGCAGGAGCAGAUCAACCCGUACCGGGGCUACAACCCGCAGUCCCACAUCAUCUCAGGCGGGCUGGCCGGGGCCCUGGCUGCAGCCGCCACCACCCCUCUGGACGUUUGUAAAACCCUCCUCAACACUCAGGAGAACGUGGCCCUCCACCUGGCCAACGUCAGCGGCCGGCUGUCGGGCAUGGCCAACGCCUUCCGGACGGUGUACCAGCUCAACGGCCUGCCCGGCUACUUCAAGGGCGUGCAGGCCCGCGUCAUCUACCAGAUGCCGUCCACUGCCAUCUCCUGGUCCGUCUAUGAGUUCUUCAAGUACUUCCUCACCAAGCACAAGCUGGAGAAUCGAACUCCGUACUAAAGGAACGGGCUGUGGGAAGUGAUGCCAGAAUCUUUGAUUGUGCAAAGGCUUUCCCUGACUGUUCCCCUUCCCCUGCCCUCACACCAAGAUUAUCAGGGCAGGCUGUUGGCAGGAUCUGCUCCCUGACGCCUUAGAGAGAGGAGAGGACGGGACAGCCGCUUACACGAUGGCCGUCCGUCCGCAGGGAUAUCCCAGGUGGUAGAAAGUGUUGAAAGACUGGCAGGGGAGCGAGAAAGUGCUUUCUCUCUUCCUCCCCCCGCCUCCGAGAGCGAUGUAGCUUUUCUGCUUCAGUAUAGCAUCUCCUCCCCUAGAAUCGUACGUAGAUCACCCAGGAGGGAAGAAAAUGUGCAGUGACUGAAAACAUUAAAGAGGAAAAAAAAAAUUAUGUAUAUAGAAGUUCCAGUACACAGUAUCAAAUAGAUGGAUAAUGUUUAUCCUUUAUUUUUCUAUGUAGAAGUUUUUGGAUUUGCGUGUGUGCCUCUGUGUGUGUACAAGCAAGUGUUACAGCUGGGAAUAUAAAGCUGUUUAAAAAAAAACAAAAAAUAGCUGAAUUCUUCCAUCCGGUUAAGUCAAAAGGCACCAAAGUAAUACAUCGCUCCACGUGGUCUAAAAUUGUGUUGAGCCCCCCCCCCCCCAGAUGGAAGUUCCACUUGAAUGUAAAAUAAUAAAUAUAAGGUUUA
Eubalaena glacialis (North Atlantic right whale) is the source of this 2375-nucleotide messenger RNA. RefSeq names its product solute carrier family 25 member 37 (gene SLC25A37). Gene Ontology annotation, biological process: iron import into the mitochondrion. NCBI's taxonomy places the organism in Eukaryota, Metazoa, Chordata, Mammalia, Artiodactyla, Balaenidae. The coding region runs from base 1132 to 1695 and encodes 187 amino acids. Gene Ontology annotation, cellular component: mitochondrial membrane. The transcript has 3 exons. The record is from RefSeq and is a predicted model, not a curated record. Gene Ontology annotation, molecular function: ferrous iron transmembrane transporter activity.